UUUCCGAAAAAUAAUUAACUUUUCAACCCAUUAAAACGUUUCAAGUGACUCUAAAAUGUCGGCGGCAUUCAAGUUAGCAAAGAAGAAAUACACGCAGCAAGAUCUGCGGCGUAUCAUGCACGAAACGAAGGCCAACAGUGCAAAAGCACCGACGGAAUCCACCUCCAAGAGGAUCGAAUCGCCACUAGCAAAGUACAACGAUGCAGGGCAGCUCUCGUGCAUCCUGUGCAGUUCGGUGGUCCGUUCGGAAGCCGUCUGGAAGGUUCACGUCAACUCCAAACAGCACAAGGAAAGCAUCGAGCAGGCAAAGCAGCUGAAGGAGAAAGCAGCCCAAUCCGCUACUACCAUCGCACAACCUCAGAAGACACCCACGGUCGACGCCACCGCCAGCGUCGCCGUAGCGACACCCUCAGCCUUCAAGCGACCUUCCUCUCCCGGUCCACGGGAAACAGCCAGCAAUAAGAAAAUCAAAGGCAUUCUAAAAAAUUCCGCCUCCGUUGAUCAGUCGCUGCCGGCAGACUUCUUCGACUCGGGUGCCAAAAUUAACAAGGAUCUGGUCAACAUUCGUUUGCCGGGAAGGUCCGGUGCGGGGAAGGAUGACCAAGCGGAAGCAGCACCGGUAGAACCGCCUCCGGACGAAGAAAAGCUACCGGAAGGCUUCUUUGAUGAUCCGAAGGCGGACGCCAAAGCGCGGAACAUCGAGUACAAAGAUCCGAACGACGAGGAAUGGGAACGGUUCCAGAAAGUGAUCAAAGAGGCCACCACGGAAUCGCUGGCUAUCAUCAACGAAGAGCAGGAAGAGUCGACGGCCGAACGACAGAUUAGCGAGAUUGAUGAGCAGAUUCGGAACUGGUCGCGGGUGCUGAGUUUGGAGAAGAAGAAGGAAGAGGUGAGGCACAGGACACUGACGGCGAUGGAGGUCGGCGAAAAGGCGGUUAAGGUUAAGAAGGAGGAGCAGCAAGAUAGUGACGAGGAGGCGGAUGAUACGGAGUUCGAAGAGUUUCCCGAUUGGAGGGCGAAGAAGUCUUACAAGUAGCGGGAGGGUAAGUUUAUAUAGAAGGAGUCUUGUUA
Ochlerotatus camptorhynchus is the source of this 1071-nucleotide messenger RNA. Its product is annotated as zinc finger protein 830. Gene Ontology annotation, molecular function: zinc ion binding; nucleic acid binding. The record is from RefSeq and is a predicted model, not a curated record. Gene Ontology annotation, biological process: mitotic DNA damage checkpoint signaling; nuclear DNA replication; mitotic DNA replication checkpoint signaling. The transcript has 2 exons. Gene Ontology annotation, cellular component: spliceosomal complex; nucleus. Lineage: Eukaryota; Metazoa; Arthropoda; Insecta; Diptera; Culicidae. The coding region runs from base 56 to 1036 and encodes 326 amino acids.